CUCCUCCACAAAAAAAAGACCCAAGUCCCCAAAAUCUCGUCUCCUAUCCCAUUUUUCUCCAAUUUUUGAAGCAAAAAUGGCGAUAAAAGCACCCAUUGGUGCUUUGAGUUUGGCCCCACCUCCUCCUUCCUCAUUGAGAGCCCAUUCAAAUAGGUCUCUCAUCGCCUACCCACCUCUCAAAACCUCCUUCUUCAAUGGCGGAGUGGGGACUCUAAAAGCCACAGUCAAUACUAAUGUACUAAGAUGUAGUAGACAUGGUGGAGGUGCUCUCGGUGCCCGGAUGAACCUUUUUGAUCGGUUGGCUAGGGUAGUAAAGUCAUAUGCGAAUGCAAUAUUAAGUUCAGUAGAGGAUCCAGAAAAGAUCUUGGAUCAAGCGGUGCUUGAAAUGAAUGAUGAUUUGACAAAGAUGCGUCAAGCAACAGCUCAGGUUUUAGCAUCUCAGAAACGAUUAGAGAACAAAUAUAAAGCUGCUCAGCAAGCUUCUGAUGAUUGGUAUAAAAGGGCACAACUUGCACUUGCAAAAGGAGAUGAGGAUCUUGCUCGUGAGGCUCUAAAGAGGCGUAAAUCUUACGCUGAUAAUGCAAGCAACUUAAAAGCUCAGCUGGAUCAACAGAAAGGUGUAGUCGAUAAUCUAGUAUCUAAUACUCGGCUUUUGGAGAGCAAGAUACAAGAGGCUAGGUCAAAGAAAGACACUCUAAAAGCCCGUGCACAGUCAGCAAAGACUGCAACUAAAGUGAGUGAAAUGUUGGGAAAUGUCAAUACAAGCAGUGCUCUUUCAGCAUUUGAAAAGAUGGAAGAGAAAGUUAUGGCUAUGGAGUCCCAAGCGGACGCCCUUAAUCAGUUAACGACCGACGAUCUAGAAGGGAAGUUUGCGAUGCUUGAAACCUCAUCAGUUGAUGAUGAUCUAGCAAACUUAAAAAGGGAGAUAGCAGGGAGCUCACCGAAAGGGGAGCUCCCUGCCGGUAGAACAACAGUCAGCAGCUCAACCUCAUCAUUUCCAUUUAGAGAUUCAGAGAUCGAGAGCGAGCUGAACGAGCUCAGGAGGAGAGCCAAGGAGUACUAGUUUCUAUCCUCUUGCCUUUCUGAUCUCAAAUGAAGCUCACUUCAUGUUUGUGGAUUAAAAAUUCUACUUCUGGCUAUGUACAAUGCCUGUAUCCUAAGCUGAAGGAUGAAAGUGAAUGUGGGAAAAGUAACAGAGGAGAUCUCUUGUGAUGGAUUGCUGACAGUCCAGAAGGUCAACCGUUGCAUUUGCAAUUAUUUGACACAUAUGUACGAUAUAAUAGGCAAGCUUUUAUGUGUAUAAAGAAUUAAACUGGUUUUGGUUUACUUGUUGCAAAAUAAGGCCAUAUUAGUUGGAAGAAUGAUUUUGCUUUAUCAUGUUGAGUUUGUGAUGAA
Molecule: messenger RNA, 1395 nt
Organism: Asparagus officinalis (garden asparagus)
Lineage: Eukaryota; Viridiplantae; Streptophyta; Magnoliopsida; Asparagales; Asparagaceae
Product: probable membrane-associated 30 kDa protein, chloroplastic
Exons: 11
Coding region: 77-1063 (328 amino acids)
Source: RefSeq, a predicted model, not a curated record